Neohortaea acidophila is the source of this 1209-nucleotide messenger RNA. RefSeq lists its product as uncharacterized. Lineage: Eukaryota; Fungi; Ascomycota; Dothideomycetes; Mycosphaerellales; Teratosphaeriaceae. Gene Ontology annotation, cellular component: cytoplasm. Gene Ontology annotation, biological process: protein import into nucleus. Bases 1 to 1209 code for a protein of 402 amino acids. The transcript has a single exon. The record is from RefSeq and is a predicted model, not a curated record.
AUGUCGGAACCGACCCUCGUGCGCCUCAAGCGCAAACGCACCGACGAUGCGCCCGACAUCCUCAUCGUCCAGCAGCAGGCGCGCGGGAAUAAACGCGCCGCGACGAAUUUGCAUUAUGUUCGGAAAGCUGAUGCUGUGCCGGUGACGGCGAGGGAGGAACAGCCUGUUGAAAUUCCGUCUGCUGCUGGUGCUCCUGCGCCAUCGCGAGAGGCUCGAAUGGUUAAUGGAGGGGAGUCGACGAGGAGGGUUUUCCAACUUGCUGGAAGGAAGAGGAGGGGGACUGAUGGGGGUGUUGCUACGGUUGUUGAGAAGAAGGUGAAGAGGGGGGAUGGAGAUGUUGGACAGGGAACACUACUGUCUCGAUCUGAUGGGGGGAUCAAUGCGGCCAUAGAGUCUUUCAAACGUCCUGGUCGAAACGCAACCCUUCGCUCCUCGUCGAGCCAUCUCUCUAGCCCGCGUGGGCCAGAAAGCGUGGGCGAGAGGCGGCGAAUCCAGGAGUUGGCGGAUUACAUGCAUCAGACUGCUUUGGAGGAGGUGGAGCGCGAGGAGAUGGCGAAGGGCAUACUUCCGAAUGGAGAUGUUGCGCGGAACUUGCAGAGCUCUACAGGUGUGCAGCAGCGUGUUGCACCGCCGCGGAUGUCCGGUGAGCGGAGUCGGCAACUGCAUAACGCACGGGUAGCUGCCAACGCCGAACUCGGUGCCACGACGGAGGAGCACGACGUGCAGAUGGAGAACGACACGGACUAUGUCUACGACACUUACAUCCUCGCUCCGAAAUCUACUCCUCACUCAGCCACCACCCCCACCAACGGAUCAGGCAACGCCAUUGGCUACCUUGUCGUCAACACCGAGGAGGAAGAAGCACUCUGGCAAACCUUCUACCACUCCCCUUCUUCCCCUACCGGGAGCGACAAAGCGUGGGACGGAGAGGUAGAAGGCGAAGAAGACGAGAAUGCAGAGGGUUUCUAUGGCGCUGAUUACCCCGAGCAAGAAGUCGAUUCGGAGGAUGAGUUUGAUGGGAAUGUUUAUGGGUUUCGUGGGAAGGGUGCUUCGGAUGAGGAGGAGUGGGGGGAUGAGAAAGGGGAGGUGGAGGGUGGGGUUUGGAGUGGGGAUGAGGAGGGGGAGGUUGUGGAUGGGUGGGGGAGGGAUUUGAGUGGGUUUAGGGGGUCGGAGGUGGGUAGGGAGUUUGUGCAGUUUAUGGCGAGAUGA